This is a messenger RNA of Topomyia yanbarensis, 846 nucleotides long. RefSeq lists its product as uncharacterized. The transcript has a single exon. The record is from RefSeq and is a predicted model, not a curated record. The coding region runs from base 1 to 846 and encodes 281 amino acids. Lineage: Eukaryota; Metazoa; Arthropoda; Insecta; Diptera; Culicidae.
AUGACCGGUAUCUGUGAAAAAUGCACAAACGACGUGGUAGGAGAAAUUAUUAAGUGCGGCGGUUUUUGCUCGUCUGGAGUUUGUUUGCGUUGUUCUGGGAUGAAACCGGAAAUUCACGAUGCUUUGAAAUCGAGCGGCCACCUGAUUUGGAUGGGUUAUGCCUGCAAAAAUAUCAUGAGUAAAGCUCGUUUUUCGAAUGCUUUAGUAUCUGUGAAUGCAGCGAAUGAGCACAUAAUAGAUUCGCUCAAAACCGAAAUCAAAGAUGCCAUUCUCGCAGACAUUCUGACUGAAAUUCGCACCAAUUUCAAGGCGCUGAUUGACUCUGUCCCAGCGGCUCCCGUUUUGACACCUCGUGUGUGUCAAUCAGCUCCGCGAUCCAGAGCUAAAAGACUGCGCGACACCGACAACGACGAGGAUAGCACGUCCCACCGCCCGGCGAAACUUCUGUGUGGAACAGCAAAUUGUAACUCUGGCCCAAAUAUAGUUGCCCCGGGAGCUAUCGCGAGCGACGAACCAAAGUUCUGGUUAAAUCUUUCCGGCAUUGACCCGCAGGUACCUGACGACACCGUACUGCAACUGGUGCGUACGAGACUGGAUUCUGAGGAAGUAAAGGCAGACAAGCUGGUUCCUAGAGGCAGAGAAGUGCGCACGCUAAGCUUUGUAUCCUUUAAGGUGAGCAUGCCAGUUAGGCUUAAGGCAAAAGCUAUGACAGCGGAUACAUGGCCAUUAGGUAUUCGGUUUCGCGAAUUUGAGGAUACAGGACGAGCCGCUCAGAAUUUUUGGAGACCUCCGCACACCCCAAUUCCACCCCUGAUCACUGUGGAGACGCCGCUAACAUCCAAGUAA